CAAUAUAAAUAGUACCACAAGGAUGCAAAAAUGUUCAUAAGCAACAUUGCAAAAGUGUUCGUAGAAAAGAAAAUAAUGAUGAAGUCUGUUUCUAUCUUAGCCAUCUUGGUUCUCUUCUUAGUGUUCUUUGAAAUGCCAACGAUUAAGGCCAACGUCAAUGGAGCCUGCCUCAGGGAAUACAACCCCACCGUAUUUGAGAUGCCAGAUAUAGCUCUUUGUAUGAUUCCGUCUAUGCCGUCUAUGUGCGUUAAAAAAUGCCGAGAAACUAGGGAAGGUGCUAAAGGUGGAAAAUGCGAAUUUGGAGAGUUCCCAGACGAUGUUAAAUGUUUCUGCAACUACUGCUUUGCAGAUCCUACACCACUGCUCAUUACCAAACCAACCGAUGCUUGAAGCAACGUCCCGCAGAGUCCAAUAAUUGAAGCUUUUGAUUGUUAUCUUGUGUGUGUGUAUUCAAAUUCUAAGUCACCAAGUAAUGAUCAAAUAUAUAUAUAUAUAUAUAUAGUAAAUAACGUGUGACUUAGAAUCUCCUCUGUUUGUACCUGUGAUUCUAUGAAUAAAUUAAAAUGUUAUGUGUA
This is a messenger RNA of Brassica napus (rape), 575 nucleotides long. Its product is annotated as defensin-like protein 193. Gene Ontology annotation, cellular component: extracellular region. Lineage: Eukaryota; Viridiplantae; Streptophyta; Magnoliopsida; Brassicales; Brassicaceae. Gene Ontology annotation, molecular function: sodium channel inhibitor activity. Bases 31 to 390 code for a protein of 119 amino acids. The transcript is spliced from 2 exons. The record is from RefSeq and is a predicted model, not a curated record.